AUGGAACUCACUUCGAACGCUAUCGAUGCCAACGAAGUUGCAUUUAAGAAACGGAAAAAAAAUAUGAGCAUAAAAAAGGCUAAGGCAAACUCAACCUAUAUGAACUCAAACGAAACAAGCGACAUGCCAGUGGAGGCCCCCACGUCUUCUCCAAACGGGAAGGACGCAGAUGAGAAAGAUAUCACAGCCAAAAGUAAAGUAAAAAAAGAUAGACUAAGAAAAGUGGACCAGCUGCAAAAUGCGGAAGGCAAGACACAAAAUGGCGUUUCAAACAAAGGCGAUGGAGAAACUAAUGGGGAGUCCAAGAAUGAACAAAACAGAAAGAAAAAGGUGACAGAAAAGAAAAAAAAAGACCAAAAGGAAAGUUUCAAUGCGAGGGGACAACGGGAUGAAGGCAAAAUUGCCGAAACGGCUGCAGAAAAAAGAGCAAAAUUGAAGGAAGCACGAAAAAUCAAAAACGAUUUGAAAGAAAAAAAAAACAACCCAAUAAAUGUCAACAUCGACACGUUGCAAGAACAAAUUGACAGCAUUAACAAACAGCCAACAAAAGACACCAAGCAAAUCAUCUUAGAUCUAAAAAGUACACUAAAUAUCGUGGAUAGUUCGAACGAAAUUAAAAAAAUUGAUGGGCUAAAUACAGAUGAAAUAAAAACCCUAGAAGCAUGGUAUUAUGCCAACAAGUUAAAAAUCAUCCCCUGCUUGUUUGAAGACAAACCGCUGAAUGCCAACUUACUAAAUGCGCUAUACUACAUCGAACCGGCAUUUAGAAAUAAAAAGGGGAAAAUAAUCAUCUACCUAAAAUUUGUCAAGGACAAAUAUGAAAAAUCAUUGAAGAGGGGCAGCCAGGGAAAGGUGCACGACAGUGAUGAGGACAACAACAACAAGGACUCAUACAAGGACGAAGGAAAAGACAGACAAGAACAGUGCAAAGGUAAAAUUAUGAACAUACUAAACAACGAUUUGCAAAAUUUAAAGCAGAAGGAAUACAUGAAAAAGAUACUUGAACUUGUCAAGAACGAAAGAAGUUUUAUCAAUUUGAAGCAUUAUUUCGAUUUUCUCGCAGACGCUUCCAUUGACAUGCUUGACGUGCUCCUAGAGGAAGAUGGACUAGUGUGCAUAAAACAGAUUUUGCAGAAUAUAGCCAAAAGGAAGCGCAUGAAAAAAUGCUCCACUUUGCUAAUUCAUAUUCUAAAGCUUUUAAAAAAAUUAAGCAUCACUCUGGAUCAUUUAAAGACCACCUUGAUUGGAGUCCCCAUCAAUUUUAUCGCUAGAAAUAAGGUCGAUGAGAAGAAUGACUUCAACUAUACCACUGACAACGAGCAGGUUCGGAACAUGGCCAAGGAGAUAAUCAACGAGUGGAAGCUUAUACGGGACAGAGCCUUAACUGCCGUGAGCACCGACGGGGGGGGCAAUCCCGCAGGGGAAGCAAACAGGGAAGGCAAAAUGGAAAAAGCCGAAGAAAACAUAGCGGAAAUGACAGUAGAGAACAAUGCGGAAGACACAGUAGAAAGCAAACUGGAAAAUUCGCUAGAAAAUUCGCCAGAAAACAAGCUGGACAGUGCAACACCCCCUCGGGCCAAUGAGGACAGCCGAGCGGGCCUCCCAAGUAAAAGCAGAACCAUGGACGCGCUCCCUAGAGAGAGCUCAAAGGAGAGCGAGAUCAAAAAGGCGAAAUCGAUGAACCUUAGGAAGCACGAAAAGACAGACCAAGAAGGACCCAAGGGAAGUCCAAAUUUUGUUCAUCUGGAGCCAAAAGGUGUAAUCCCCCUUUCCAGAAGUAAUGAUAAAAAAAAAGCAGACAGGUCCAAUGAAAACAAAAAUAUUAUGCUAGAAAUAAUAGACACGCUGAAUGAAGAGCAUGAGAAGAAAAAACAAAGACAUCAAGAAUAUAAAAAAGCAAAAAUCGAAGGAAAAAUCAAAAAGUUUAGUGCUUUGAAAAAUACGUCUGAAAAUGCAAAGAGUGAAAAUAUCCUCACCGACAUAGCGAAUAUUCCUAAACCCAAUUUGGAUAGUUCCUUAAGUAAAAGACUUCUAUUAGGAGAUUUUCCUCCACCCCGCCCAGUUCCCCAGCAUCAUCACAUGAGCAAAAAUUUCCCACAAAAUAGUAGCAGUGUUAUGAAUAACUAUAUGCAAAACUUGAACUAUACAAUGAACAAAAGUGCGAAGAUGAUGAGUGUAUCUCCUUCAUCACAUGAUAGGUUAAACAGAGGAAAGGAAAACUACCCUUGGGAGCUCCCAAAAAACCAAAAUGGGAAUGCAUACCUACAGCAAGAAGAGCCCUACAAUAGUAGCAACAUGGUUAAUAGAAAUCCAAGCUUACUGAACGUGACUACCCACCCAACGGAAAACAAAUUUGCAUACUUGAACAAGUACAAGGGUACCCACGAUGGUACGAACAUUGCGAACCAACAGUCUGCAGAGAAUGAAAGCUUGUUUGCUUAUCCCCCGGCCAACAUCAUGAACACAAAUAUGAGUUUUUUAAAAAAUAAACGUGGCUUUCCACCCGCUAGAUAUGGCGCCAACCCUAGUCAUGCAAAUGAUGAGAAGUAUAGGGAACCAUCCACCUACAAAACGCAUCAUAAAGAAGUGCAAUCAUCAGAUGGUAAUAUAAACUUUAACUCUAACUUUAACCACGUGGAAGAUGAUCAGUUUGGUAAUUUAUCACAGAAAAGGAGAAGAAAUUCUUCCCCUAGGAAUAGCCCAGAUGGAAUUUCCAACAACUAUCGGGGGUCGAAAGGGGGAGAACAUCACCCAGAUGAUCACCUCAUGCAUGAUCACCCUUAUACAGGAAAAAACAGUGGUCAUAAAACGGUCCAGUUCUCUGAUGAAAAUCCAACCGUGUAUUCCUACGAUGUACCCACAUUGGAUCGAAGCAAAGGAAAAGAAAUUAAAAACAAAAUGAGUCAUGUCCACUCGGAGGUUAAAGACCCAUUUGAAUUAUAUUCUGGAGUUACUUCUCACGGAGGAGAUCUGAACCAAGGAAAAAUGGAAAGAUAUGACAAAUCAGAAGAAGGAAGAGACGGUAAGAUUUUCCAUAAUAAUGAUACGAUGUGGAUCAAAAAUAGGGAUGACAUUACUACCAACUACGUGGGUAGUCAAAAAGAAGAGGAAGAGGACACCCUUUUUGGUUCCUUAACAAACUUAUCAUUCAUGAAUUUAUUAACCUUUAAAAAUGUAUCCCAAGAUGGGAACAAACCCGCGGAAUGUACGGAGUGUGCGGGAGGAAACAUAUUACCAUUCCUCCAUGACACCUCGUCAAAUGAUAACCAAAAUAACGCCCUAAUUUUACUUAACUCUUUUUUACUGGAAUGUGCAGGGAAAAAAAUGGAGGAAAAUAGUCUCACCAGCCAUCGGGAAGUCAACUUUGACGUCUAUCAUCAAGGGAACAAACAUGGUGAUUUCUUCGAUACCACUUCUGGUAGUGGCACACAUAUGAAAGAAACGCUUCACGCUUCACUGAAGGAGAUCUUUAAGAAUUACAAAAGUUUCGAAAAUGUAAAAAUAAAUUACCAAGUUGCCAUAAAAGGGAACCAUUACCCUCGAAAAAUAUUUGAAGACAGCGAAGUGCUCAAAAAUGACAUCAUUAUUAAAUUUCAUUAUGACUGUUCGGAGAAGGUUCCUAUAUAUUUAACCUGUAGAGAUGCCCCAAACAUGGCACCAAGCAAACACGAAGCUAGGGUGGAUAGGAGUAGUACCAACUCGGCAAAUGUCAUCCCUGAAGAACUUAACUUGUUGGCAUUACCAGAGAUAUUUCCCCCGCCAAAUUUAAAUAACCUCAAACUCCCCCCCAUUCCCAUCAUACCUGGGCUUCCCUCAUCGCACAGUAUUAUCCCUCCGGUUAUGCUCCCCUAUAAUUCUGGUCCGUUUAAUGAACUGCCCGGCAGCAUGAACCGUCUUCCUAAGGAACCCACGCAAAAUAACGUGAAUGGCAACCCCACCGACGGUGACAAACUCUACAGAUCGUUCGACGAUUUCUUAAACAUUUUUGACGAAGACAUUCGGAACAUUCUGCUCAAAAAUACUGACCUGGCCAAAUUGCUCAUGAGCAAACCCGAUGUCGUGAAGCACAUGCUGAAAGGACCCGAGUACAUUAACGUAGGUUUUAGUAAGCAGUUUGACACAUGA
This is a messenger RNA of Plasmodium inui San Antonio 1, 4125 nucleotides long. RefSeq lists its product as hypothetical. Lineage: Eukaryota; Apicomplexa; Aconoidasida; Haemosporida; Plasmodiidae. Bases 1 to 4125 code for a protein of 1374 amino acids. The record is from RefSeq and is a predicted model, not a curated record. The transcript is spliced from 2 exons.